This is a messenger RNA of Canariomyces notabilis, 1560 nucleotides long. RefSeq names its product mitochondrial carrier. The coding region runs from base 496 to 1467 and encodes 323 amino acids. The transcript is spliced from 2 exons. NCBI's taxonomy places the organism in Eukaryota, Fungi, Ascomycota, Sordariomycetes, Sordariales, Chaetomiaceae. The record is from RefSeq and is a predicted model, not a curated record. Gene Ontology annotation, molecular function: transmembrane transporter activity. Gene Ontology annotation, biological process: transmembrane transport.
CUCGCGUCAAUCAAGCGGGACCCGACAGCCUGGAAAGUCUGGCCAGCGGAAGUUUCCGAGACUAGUCCAAGGUGGAAGUUGCCCUGCAAAAACCCUUACAGAUGUCGUCACCGGCCGAACCCCAUGAAGACGUCAAAUGCAAGCAACAAAACAUUCGAUACACUGACGCAGAGUCGGAUGCACGAGGCACCGACACCCGUGUGUUGACGACAACAGAAUCACCAGCGGCAAAGAUGAGCAAACUGUCGAGUAUGGUUUGAGCAAAGUGUCAGCUGUCGAGUAACUUUGCAUUAGACCUUUACGCUUGAUUUCAAGCCAACCACACCACCCAACGCUUGCAUGCAGCGACACCACUACGGCAACGCAAAGGUCCUCGUGCAGAGCCGCGCAACACGCAUUAAUACUUCGUACAGCAACGGUACGAUAACGGCAUCAGACCAAUCUCGCUCUCGGCCUCGGCCCUUUUGUGCAAAUCAGAGUUUCGCGAGGCGGUGAAUGUCUCUCAAGGGCGAGCGCCUCAAAGAUGAGGGCUCGCGACUGCAGGUCACUGCCGCUGGCGCCACAGCCGGGCUAAUUUCGCGCUUCGUCAUCGCCCCGCUCGACGUGGUCAAGAUCCGGCUGCAGCUGCAGCACCACUCGCUCUCGGACCCGCUCACGCACGCCGACGCGCGCGGCGGGCCCGUCUACAAGGGCACGCUGCCCACGCUCCGGCACAUUGUCCGCACCGAGGGCGUCACGGGCCUGUGGAAGGGCAACGUGCCCGCCGAGCUGCUGUACGUGUGCUACAGCGCCGUGCAGUUCACCACGUACCGCUCGGCGACGCUGCUGCUGCACUCCGGCCUGGGCGAGGGCGCCAUCCCCGCGCCCGCCGAGUCCUUCGUCGCGGGCGCCGUCGCGGGCGCCGCCGCGACCGCCGCCACCUACCCGCUGGACCUGCUCCGCACGCGCUUCGCCGCCCAGGGCAACGACAGGGUCUACACGGGCCUGCUGCGCGCCGUGAGGCAGAUUGCGCGCGAGGAGGGUUUCAGGGGCUUCUUUCGCGGGUUAGCCCCCGGUCUAGCGCAGAUUGUCCCCUUCAUGGGCGUGUUUUUCGCCGUGUACGAGACGCUUCGCCCGGCUCUGAGCCAGCUGGACCUGCCGUUUAGCAGCGGUGGAGCCGUGGCGGGCACGAUUGCUUCGGUCACGGCCAAGACGGGGACGUUUCCAUUGGAUUUGGUGCGGAAACGGGUCCAGGUGCAGGGUCCGACGAGGGGGCGGUACGUGCAUAAGAAUAUACCCGAGUAUGCGGGGGGUAUGGUGAACAUCGUGAGGACGAUUCUGCGCAGAGAAGGGGUCCGAGGGUUGUAUAGGGGCUUGACGGUCAGCUUGUUCAAGGCGGCGCCGGCUAGCGCGGUGACGAUGUGGACUUAUGAAAGGGCGCUGAAAUUAUAUACGAGUUUUGGCGAGAGGAGGGUGGAGGAUCUGUAAGCCUAGGGGAGUCAGAAGGGCGCAGAUGGGUCGGCUUAGACUGUAUUUAUAUGAGCAUAUAGACUGUUUCCGUACCCAAAUGAUACCCUGCAG